This is a messenger RNA of Porites evermanni, 786 nucleotides long. Lineage: Eukaryota; Metazoa; Cnidaria; Anthozoa; Scleractinia; Poritidae. The record is from the annotation of a GenBank genome assembly.
AUGUUCUCACUGACAAACCGUGUGAAGACAGAUUUCCGGGCAUCGCUCAGCGAGAACCCCCUUAACAACCUCAUCAGAAUCCAAAUGGAAAGCCCACCACUUGAAGAGUUCGAUCCCACUCCUGCCAUCCAGUUAUGGGCAAUGGGUGCUACUCGCCGCCUAAACCAAAGGGAAAGGAAGCAUUACAGUGCCAGAGAAUCGAAGAAUAGGCGGAAGGUGUUAAUCAAUGCUUCUUCAACUGAAGAAAGUUCCGGCACUGACAGUGAGGAAGAUUUCGAAAGAGAAGACAAAGACGAAGGGGGGAAAGUGUUAAUUGCAGAGCUUGAUGAACUUGAGUAGCGAAACCGAGUUAUUUGUUUUUUAAGCCCUAGGAAUUGUCAUGAGCAUCCGAACAUGAAACGCUUGGCUGCAACGUAAUAGAACUAUUCAAGUUUUUUAUUUGUUGUAAUCACUAAUUACAUCCAGGGUCGAGCAGUUCCAUUGGCAUUUGGCUUAAAAUAUUUUUUUCCAUUUACUUGCCUUGCAAUGCGGCUUGCCAGAAAAUUUUGCUAUUAGUUAAAAAGUUUUCUUGGGUGAAAAGGUAGCGUACAGUUAUCUACUGUACAGAAGGUUCACGUUUUAUUUUCUAUAUAUUAAUAUCCAAUUAUUUUUUGUUGUUGUCUUUUAGGGGAUAGCUUUCUGCUUGAAACUAAAGAAAGCAUAGUGUUGGAAAAAAAAAUUGAAAAGAACAAACCAUAUGUCACUUCCCGCACACCCAGCAAAACGUGCUUGGCUACUAAGCUUUCU